CCCACUCACGGCCGAUCGAUCUACCAUAUUUAUUUUCUUCCUAUUACUUCUGGCCUCCUGCGGCUCGAUCGUAUCGCUCCUUCCCGGUGGGAUGCAUGGCGCCCUCCUCAGCCUCCACCGUUGAGGUCGCCAGUGAGUCCCUCUUCGACAGUGAGGCCGUCCCCUCCUCGAUCGUCGAGGUCACACCCUACCUCCGCGUCGCCAACGAGGUCGAGGCAAGCAACCCACGCGUCGCUUACCUAUGUCGAUUCUUUGCCUUCAGGCUGGCCAACAAUCUCGACCCCACCGCCAGCGGCCGCGGUGUCCAUGAAUUCAAGACCGCGCUCCUGCAGAAGCUUGAAAUCGAGAAUGAUUCCACCUUGAAGGGAAGGGUUGAGCAGAGUGAUGCAUGCGAAAUGCGGAGUUUCUACCAGCACUACUACAAGACGUACAUCACGGCACUCCAAAAUGCCGCCGAUACAGCUGACCGUGCUCAGCUCAAAAAGGCGUAUCAGACUUCAAAUGUGUUGUUUGGGGUCCUAAAGGACGCCGUUAAUGUUUCACAGAAGAUCCAAGUUGAUCACGCCAUUCUGGAAACAAACAACCAAGUCGAGGAAAAGAAAAAGGUGUAUCUUCCUGACAGUGCUAAUCAGACUAUUAUGAAAUAUCCCAAGAUCCAAGCAGCUUUGCAUGCCCUUAGUGACACCAGGGGUCUGCCAUGGCCCAAGGGCCAUGAAAAGAAGGCUGAUGGAGAUCUUCUUGAAUGGCUUCAGGCCAUGUUUGGGUUUCAGAAAGAUAAUGUGUCCAAUCAGAGAGAACAUCUCGUACUAUUGCUUGCCAACAUGCAUAUAAGGCAGAUCUCCAAACCUGAACAACAACCAAAGUUAGAUGACCAUGUGUUGGAUACAACAAUGAACAAGCUAUUCAAGAACUACAAGAGAUGGUGCAAGUACCUUGGUCGCAAAACCGGCUUAUGGCUGCCGACAAUUCCACGAGAAGUACAACAGCGUAAGCUUCUAUAUAUGGGCCUUUAUCUGCUCAUAUGGGACGAGGCGGCUAACUUGCGAUUUAUGCCAGAGUGUCUUUGCUACCUCUUUCAUCAUAUGGCUUUUGAAUUGUACGGUGUGUUGGCUGGAAACGUGAACCCAGUAACUGGUGAAUAUGUUAGACCAUUCUAUGGUGGUGAAGAGGAAGCCUUCUUGAAGAAAGUCGUGACUCCAAUUUCCAGAAUCGUAGAAACGGACAAAGCUGAAAGGAGCGGGACAAUAAAAUCAAAACACUCACAUCGGAGAAACUAUGAUGAUCUCAAUGCGUUCUUUUGGUCAAGAGACUGUUUCCAAUUAGGAUGGCCAAUGAGAGCCGAUGCUGAAUUUUUCAAGAAGAAGAGCGACCUGUGUGAGUUGUGCUCUUCUUCCACACCACAAGUGUGUGUGCGUGUGUGCUUCAUCUUGGCCACGGUUAGGUCUUGGGUCCAACGGUCGCGGCGACGGUGGUGGUGGAGUGGAGGAGGCUUGCCAGAGCUCACGGGUCAUUGAUAGUUAGUGACGGACUAGUGAGUGAACUGCAGUAUUUGCUUGCUUGGCAAUAAAUGACCAUCACCUAUUAAUUAUUAUUGUGUGUAAUAUAGAGCUUGUAUAGUCCAUGCCCAUGUUGUACUUAUUGGACGCUUAACUUUUUAAUGAAUAUCCUUUGUGUGAAAAUAGUAGAAAAUACCAGCGACGGAGUAAAAC
Aegilops tauschii subsp. strangulata is the source of this 1709-nucleotide messenger RNA. RefSeq names its product callose synthase 3. Gene Ontology annotation, molecular function: glucosyltransferase activity. Gene Ontology annotation, cellular component: plasma membrane. NCBI's taxonomy places the organism in Eukaryota, Viridiplantae, Streptophyta, Magnoliopsida, Poales, Poaceae. The record is from RefSeq and is a predicted model, not a curated record.